GCUGGCUUCUUCUUAUAUUUUACUAAUCCCUGUUGAAAACGACAUACCCCCACUCGACCAAUGUUGCCAAAAUAUUUGUUUUGUUUCGGUCGUAUAUUUGUUCUGAUUAAAAUAUUCUAUAUUAUGUACCAAUUUCAUGGAAAAAUCAAAGAUUUAGUCUUUAUAUCCGCAUUUAAACGAUCAUAACGUUUUUUCCAUCGGAAUACAGCAAAACAAAAUAAUAUAUAUUCGUUGUUGGACAUUACGAAAAAUAUCUUCACGCCUCUUCAUUUUUGUAAGUUGCUUUCUGAGUCAAGCAACCUCUGUCACAAGAAUAAUUUUCUCUGUUCGGAUUUAUAUUAAAUAUUCUAAAACUACUUUUCUGCAAGGUUUAAUUUUUGUUUUGGAGGAAUGUAUAGGUUUUUACAUGUGAUUGUUUCGGAGAAAACAGCAGUAGAAAAUACACUCUCCUAUUUACACCGAUGAUCGAUUCAGUUGAAAACUGUAAAAUUCAACUGUAUCGAUAAUACCAAAGGAAGAACAAGAAGCGACUUCCGGGAUAACUUUCUCCCUGUUUGCUCAGUACUUCCAAUUUACUCGGUACUGGAACAAAGACAAUUUUUACAUGAUGUUCAAAAUAUUUUCAUACUUACGCUACACAGCCUGUUGAUUUCGAAAAGAGGCAUUUCCGCAUUACUCCGCACACAGAACAGAAUCCACGAUAACCGCGCUACCGGAUCUCUCGGGAAUUUCAGUUCUGGAUAAUAUGUUUGAUUUCGUCUGCCAAAUAAUGCCUGCACUUCAUAAUUACAGACGGAUGUUAUAGAAAGAAAGCGGUAUCUCGAGAAAACAAAAAAAUCAACACGGUUAACAAUCGUCGUUUUAUGUUUGAUAUCACAAUAUGACAACACUUCCAAGCAGCCCUUUGGUACUUUUAGUUUCCAAGCCGAAGGUUUGCCUAUGUCACUUUCGUCCAAUCACGAGCUGGUUCAGAAUUGGUUCAAAAACAGAAGACAGAGCUGGCGGAUCCUAUCCUAGGCAAAGAGAAAGAAAAUCACGUUGACGGAUGGAGUUAUGUUGUUGUGAUUGUUGUAUUUUUAUUGGAUUGCGGCUUUCGGCAUUCCUGACUUGGUCGGAUUUUUGUUUUAUUUUACUAAUCGCAGUUUCAGUCUAGUUUUGAUGUCUGCAUAUGAAAUUUGACGGUUUUGUUGGAUAUGUACAACGUGACUGAUAUAGUACCGGUAUGAGAUUGUUUUAAUAUUUCAUGAUAGUACACCAGUAUUUGUGGCUAAAGACAUCAGUCUGUAUGAAUUAAAACAAUAUUGGCGAACGUCGCGAUAUGUCGGAUCACGGAUGUUCUCAUUUUGCAGCUUUUGUGAAAGAGUUUGGAUUGGAAUCAUUCAGCGUUGUGCACGCCUAUUUCAGCGUAUGCAUCAAUAAAGAAGCUCGACGCCGAAAGGCCCUGUCUUGUUUGUGUUAUAAGUGCGGUAGUUCCGGACCGCAAUUAUAUUCGUGCCUGCACUGCAUUUUUUUCGGUUGCAAGGGAAUCCACAUUAACGAGCACUGCAAGCAAACUAAACACUACAUCGUACUGGAACUAUGCUACGGAAUGAUCUACUGCUAUCAGUGCAAAGAUUUUAUCUACGACAGCGAAUGUCAGACAAUAGCUGAGAAACACAUCAAGAAGGAAGCGAAAAGCUUAAACAAGAGUUUAUCUUGGCGUCCUUGGUCGCCAUCAAAACUAGAGAUUGAUUUGCUGCUGAAGAAUCCAAAACGGCGGCAUGUGACUGCUUUCACCAGUAUUGGACUACGGGGACUGCUGAAUCUAGGCUCGACAUGUUUUAUGAAUUGCAUUGUACAGGCUUUGAUUCACACUCCGCUAUUGAGAGACUAUUUCCUAUCUGAAAGACACGAGUGCCCCGCAAAGACGUCGGCUAAGUGUUUAGUUUGUGAAGUAUCUCGCCUAUUCCAGGAGUUCUAUUCCGGAGCUAGAGGACCACUUUCACUGCAUAGACUGCUUCAUUUGAUUUGGAACCAUGCGCGUCAUCUUGCAGGUUACGAACAGCAAGAUGCGCACGAGUUUUUCAUUGCUACACUGGAUGUGUUGCAUCGUCACUGUAAAAUUUCGAUGAACGAAAUGGCAGCGGAGAAGUCUAAGCACUCACAGCAACAUCAACAACACGACACCAAUCCAACUCAGUGUAACUGUAUUAUCGAUCAAAUCUUUACUGGAGGUCUUCAGAGUGAUGUUGUCUGCCAGGCAUGCAAUGGCGUAUCCACUACUAUUGAUCCCUUCUGGGAUAUUUCACUUGAUUUGGGUGAAGCUCAGAAUCAAGGCUACGGCGGACCACCGAAAUCUUUGAUUGACUGUUUGGAACGUUUCACGCGAGCUGAACAUCUAGGGUCGAGUGCCAAAAUCAAAUGCUCCAGUUGUAAGAGCUACCAGGAAUCAACUAAACAACUCUCAAUGCGAACACUGCCGAUUGUAGCCAGCUUCCAUUUGAAGCGGUUCGAGCAUUCUAGUCUGAUAGACAAAAAGAUCUCCACAUUCAUCUCAUUCCCAUCGGAGUUGGAUAUGACCCCAUUCAUGUCCAAAAAGAAGCCUGAACAACCUCAUUCGUCGUCAUCGUCAACAACCGCAUCCCCUCCGAAAUCGUCGAAGAACUCAACGGAUCGGAAACAUGUCAGUAGCGGAAGCAGUGGUGGUCAGAUCAAUGACGAAAGUUUUGCCGGUCCAUCACACGAUACGGGUGAUUUCCGCUAUUCACUGUACGCUGUUAUCAACCACGUGGGAACACUAGACGCUGGUCACUACACGGCAUAUGUUCGACACCAGAAAGACAUUUGGGUCAAGUGCGAUGAUCACAUCAUUACUACUGCCACUUUAAAGCAGGUUCUGGAUAGUGAAGGCUAUUUAUUAUUUUAUCACAAGAAAAUUUUGGAAUACGAAUAAUCGAUAAAAAGACAUUAAAUCAGCUAACAUCGAGUUCCGUGGUCGUUGAGACCUAAAACGCUAAAGAGGAGUGUGAUUCUGUAUUAGUUUUGAUUCGAAAAUAUACUUUGACAAUU
Topomyia yanbarensis is the source of this 3048-nucleotide messenger RNA. RefSeq names its product ubiquitin carboxyl-terminal hydrolase nonstop (gene not). Gene Ontology annotation, biological process: protein deubiquitination. Bases 1319 to 2932 code for a protein of 537 amino acids. Lineage: Eukaryota; Metazoa; Arthropoda; Insecta; Diptera; Culicidae. The transcript has 3 exons. Gene Ontology annotation, molecular function: cysteine-type deubiquitinase activity; zinc ion binding. The record is from RefSeq and is a predicted model, not a curated record.